AUGGCAACCACAGUUUCAGGAACAGAGAGUAGUUUUGGCGUUAAUGGAGCUGGUUGUUGUUUAAGUAGUAAAGUUACUACAAUUGGGUCACUUUCUAAAAAGCUAGUUAACUUGAUUCAAGAUAUUACAGAAUCCAAGGAAUUGCCAUGUAUAAAGGCCAAGGGCAAGAAACGUGAUAAAAUUUUUGAAAUGAUCCAUGAUAUUUUUAAUGUCGAAAUUGUUGACAAUAAAUUUUUCAUCAAGUUUAAUAGUUUGGUGAAAUCAGAAAUACAUUCAAAAUAUCGACCUGAGCCAGCACGUAAUCAAAGAAUUAAACCUAUAAUUAAUUCAUCAAAAAUAUUGAUAGGUACCUAUGACAAUUCUGGGGAUCGUGAUAAUGCUAUAAAUAAAUUCGCACGCAUCAUUAUUUCGGCUACUGAAACUGCCUUUCCAACAAAUUCAAAUCCAGGCGUCGGUUCAGUGACUGCAACACCAAAAAUGGCUCGUCCUUCUAGUGCUCCAUGUCUUGGCCAUUUGUCCGCAAGAAAUAUUAUUACUGCAAUUCAAUGGUACAAGAUGAAAUGGAAUAGACAUCUUGUAUUAAGAUGUGGAGUGAACAUAGAUUUUAACGAUAAACUUGAAGAAAUUUAUAAUUAA
This is a messenger RNA of Cetraspora pellucida, 636 nucleotides long. The record is from the annotation of a GenBank genome assembly. NCBI's taxonomy places the organism in Eukaryota, Fungi, Glomeromycota, Glomeromycetes, Diversisporales, Gigasporaceae.